Porites evermanni is the source of this 504-nucleotide messenger RNA. Lineage: Eukaryota; Metazoa; Cnidaria; Anthozoa; Scleractinia; Poritidae. The record is from the annotation of a GenBank genome assembly.
CAGCAAACUUUUCACUACAAUUCUACACUUUGGGAGAACAAAGACACCUUUGACGUUGACGGCGGAAAGACUGGCUUUGACACCCGAGAGACAAAACUUCCCUCCUACUGGAACACGUCCUUUUCUAAGAUUUGCCUCGGUAUGAAGAUUAACAACCAGAUCAAUUUUAUUGAAUUCAACGAGAGCGCCAGUUCCUUGCAUUCACUGAUCGCUGACGGACAAUACCUUUCUAUUUCACUGGGUCGUGACACGUGGUUUUCACUGAUUGUCUCUGGCGCCUCCUUCGAUGACCACUGUAACAGAGAAGGGUUCAACGCCGAGUGCACCUGGGCAAACCGCUCCAAAGCAAGAAUCGGUAUUCUUGGUAACAAUGAAGAGGACUGCACCUCAUGUAACUCUAGGGUCGGGUUUGGUACUGGCGGAGAAAACGACGACUCCAACACCUGUGGAAACCACGCUUCCAACAAAAACAUAAAGGCCUUUGGGUAUAUAUUUGUGCAGUAA